AUGACCACCCUCGCCAUCUUCGACUUCGACGGCACCCUCUUCGACACCCACGAGUCUAUUUCACAAACCAUCAAAUUGACCUUCGACGCCCUCCUCCCCGCCCAAGUUCCUCCGCAAGACUCCAUCCACCGCCUCAUCGCCAGCGGCGCUGGCCUGGCUGACACCUUCCAAGCCCUCCACCCCGACCCCGCCGCAUUCACCCCCGCCGUAGAAGUCCAAUGGAUCGACCAAUACCGCGCCCUCUAUGCCACCCACGGCCAAACCCUCGUUAAAGCCUUUCCAGGCGCCCAAGCCCUCCUCGCUACCCUUACAUCCCGCCAGAUCCCCAUCGCCAUUGUGAGCAACAAGGGCGUGGCAGCCGUUAAGACCGCCCUCGAGCGCAAUGGUCUCGCUGGCGCCGUGCCGGACGACCUGAUCAUCGGCGACAAGACGCCCGGCGCGAAGCGCAAGCCCGACCCGGCCAGUUUCGUGGACGUCCUGCUGCCCGUGCUGCGUGAGAACUACAGGCUUGGCGCCGUGGACCCGGCGUCUGUGCUGGUGGUGGGCGAUACGCUGGCGGAUGUACAGUUUGCGCGCAAUAUAGGGAGUAAGGUGUGUUGGUGCCGGUUUGGGUAUGGGGAUUCGGCGGCGUGUCUGGCGGCGGGGCCGGAUUUUGUGGUGGAUUCGUUGGCCGAGGUGGCGGGGAUUGUUAAUUAA
Molecule: messenger RNA, 696 nt
Organism: Penicillium waksmanii
Lineage: Eukaryota; Fungi; Ascomycota; Eurotiomycetes; Eurotiales; Aspergillaceae
Product: HAD family hydrolase
Exons: 1
Coding region: 1-696 (231 amino acids)
Biological process (GO): DNA repair; dephosphorylation
Molecular function (GO): phosphoglycolate phosphatase activity
Source: RefSeq, a predicted model, not a curated record